GGUAACCUUCUCUGAUAAGUUGUAAAGCUGUCUUGGUGUCCAAAGCAUACAUCAGAUUUAAUUAGAAGUGAGCCCAGACAUUAUCGCUUUUCAUAUACUGUAGAAUUAAAUGAUGUGAAGGGAAGUUAUAUGCUUUUCCAAUGUUUUAUAUGUUUAGGCUUCUUUGGCUGUUGGAGAAUGUCACCAAGCCUGACAGCUCGCUUAGUUACCCAGAAACGAAACUGAAAGGAUUCGAUGUGCAUUGCGCAAGUCUAAAGUGCGAUUUGUUCGACUCGAAGAAAAGACUUGAAGAAGCCAAUCCUUAAGUGUUCUAAACUAUCCCCCAAGAUGUCUGAUGAGCAAUUACAGAAAUUCUCCGUGGUGACUACAAAUGGUGAUGUGCCUGGAGUCAAUCCUUUGGAUCAGGUCUUGCAAGAAAUUGAAAGGCAAAAGGCGACCUAUGAGAAGCUGCUGGCGGACCACAGGGAGCUGUCUAAAGAUACGGAUCAGAAUGUGGAACUAACCAAGCGGUUUCAGAAGCGCAGUGCCAUACUUAGGCAGAUACUAACGGAGGAUGAGAUGGAACAAGCGCAGGGUCUGGAAUUGUACAAGGAGGACACUAGGCUGUGUGCCCUGCAGGAGACUGAAGGCAGGCUGAAGGAGGAGAUACAGAAGAUGAAGGAGGAGCUGUGUUGCAUGGACAAGCUUACCCAUGAACUUGGGAAGCAGACACAGGUGUCCACAGCAAUGCCUGAAAAGAGAGUUGUUUUCACUGGCAGCGUCUCUGUGGCAGAAGCCAGUGCUGGGACCAGUAGCAGUAUUGACAUGAAUGUUCGAAUCAUGUACCCCAUGGAGGGUGGGACAGCACUCGUCACUUUCGAAGAUGCGGAAGUGGCUCAGAGUAUUAUCAGCAUGGAGCAGCAUGAGAUUCGCUUGGGGGACUGUUUCAUUAGAGUGAAGGCCCAGCCUGUGCAGUUCCUGAUGCCCAGCCACAUAGAGGUCGACACCCGUGUGUGCCCCAGACGCAUCUUGCUCUCGGAUCUACCAAAGAAGGUGGAGAUGAAGCGACUGCUGGACAGGUUGGAGAUCCACUUCCAGAAGGGUCGGAAUGGGGGCGGUGAGGUCGAGACCAUCGACCUCCUGCGUGACUCUGGGAAUGUGGUCAUCACUUUUGCAGAGGACAAUGUGGCAAAGGGCUUGACAGACAAAAAGUACCACGUGGUGGAUAAUAUGUACAAACUGAGAGUAACACCGUUUGUCAAUGGGGAGAUCACAAAUCUACAGACGCGGAUGUCAGUGUCCCAGCGUACCGUGCUGCUCACAGAGAUCCCUGACAUCAUGGAGCAGGAGAACAUGCAGGACAGCCUAGAGAUCCACUUCCAGAAGGGAGGCAAUGGUGGAGGGGAGGUGGACGCCUUCAUCUACAACCCCCUGGGCCACAGAACCCUGGCCAUUUUUGAGGAGGACUCUCCCAGGAAGAAAUAGAAGAGUUGAGAAAUGAGCAACAGGCGCACCCCUCACAACCUGUUGUGACCGUCUUCCACCCCCUCCAUGUUCUGCAGUCCACCCCACCCAGUACACCCCUGAACUCCUGUCUAGCCUGCUGUAUUCCUCUCUGCUGAUCUGUGACCAAGGCUGGAAUUACACCAGAAAUGGAGUAUUCGCGUAGCAGAAAUGAAGCUUCCAAAAAAUACGCUUUCUACGCACACACUACAGCCUAUGAAACCGCUAUAAUCCAAGCUAAGCACUGUGAAUGCAGUGCGUCUGCUAAAAUUCCAGCCUAGUCUUAGUCCGAAUGGUGUAAUCGUGUACCGAAUAAGAAUAAAUUGCAAACUCAUGCCAUUGGAUACAACUUAGAAAAUAACGAUGACAAUGAAUGAAAUUACUUUGAAAGGCGAGCUCACAUUUUGCCAAAACAGGCUAGACGUUGUGACAGAGUACAUGAGCAUGAUGUUCUUCAUCUGUGGCAGUCAAUGGUCGGUCUUAAUGGUCAUCCACAGUACUGCACAUUGGUAUGAAUGCUUCUGUUUCUACCAUACACCUUUGAAGUGAUGCUUUUCUUGGUGAACAUUAUUUUCUAUUGAGUACCAAGUGAGGAAGAAUGUUGAUCUAUAUGAUGUUGAUACAUGAAAUUAUUGCUGUAAUUAAAAUGAUUCAACUGCUA
Conger conger (European conger) is the source of this 2143-nucleotide messenger RNA. RefSeq names its product interferon-induced protein 35 (gene ifi35). Gene Ontology annotation, cellular component: nucleus. Lineage: Eukaryota; Metazoa; Chordata; Actinopteri; Anguilliformes; Congridae. Bases 328 to 1464 code for a protein of 378 amino acids. Gene Ontology annotation, molecular function: nucleic acid binding. The transcript is spliced from 11 exons. The record is from RefSeq and is a predicted model, not a curated record.